This is a messenger RNA of Monodelphis domestica (gray short-tailed opossum), 9155 nucleotides long. RefSeq names its product ADAM metallopeptidase with thrombospondin type 1 motif 2 (gene ADAMTS2). The record is from RefSeq and is a predicted model, not a curated record. Lineage: Eukaryota; Metazoa; Chordata; Mammalia; Didelphimorphia; Didelphidae. Gene Ontology annotation, molecular function: metalloendopeptidase activity; zinc ion binding. Gene Ontology annotation, biological process: proteolysis; extracellular matrix organization.
UGGCUCAGCCUUGGGCUCUGGCGCGCACGGAGGUGGGGCGUACGGGAGGUGAAGGUGCUUUGGAGAGAGCGUUGGGGCGCCUAGGAUUUCUGGGAGCAGAAGUUUGCCUCUUUCUGAGGUCCCCCUCGCUCUUCUGGGGGGCCGGGGUGCUUCCCCAAGGACAAAAGGUAGCUGGGUUCGGGAAUGGCCCCACGCGAAGCUGGGCGGGCAGGUUUUCCGUCAAUCAGCCUGACUUCACUGCGCGCCCCGGCCCCUUGGCGUUACCCUCGAACCGCCUCCUGGUGUCUCUGCUUCGCUGCGAUUGCAGCGUGUGGGCUAGGGCGGGAGGGAGCGAGCGAGGUAGGGGAGGGAAGGAGGGAGGCAGGGAAGGAGCCGCCGCUGAGUGAACAAACGCGCUGAGGAGAAGCAGCCGGGUCACCGCAGGCUGGGGCGUCCUCGGCUCCUCGUCUCCUCCUUCUCCUCCUCCCCACGCCGCGCCCCCCGCCCUCCCCUCCCUCCGCCCUGAGCCCCAGGGGACUGCAGCUGCGGGCGGCUCCAGCUGCCCCAGAUGUGGGCUGGGCGGCUCGCGGGCAACUUUAGCGCGGCUCCGCGUGCGGGGCUCGGGCUGCGGUUCGGCUGCCAUGGAUCUGCCGGUGGGAGCCGCUCGCCUCCUGCUCUGCUGGGCGCUGCUGCUGCUACUGCCGCCACUGCCCACGGGUGCCCUGAGCCGCUCCGGCCCCCGAGGUCCACUUUUGGGAAACAUAGAGGAGUAUAGACUUGUUAUCCCAACCAGCACAGAUGCAGAGGGCAACUUCUUAUCACAUUUGGUCUCUGGAGCUGGUAAAAGCCGAGCCCGAAGGGAUGUUGGGGACUUGCCCAGGGAGGAUGCCAAUGAACAGAUAUUUUACAAUGUCACUGUAUUUGGAAGAGAUUUCCACUUCAGGCUGCGGCGGAACUCCCGGCUUGUUGCCCCAGGUGCGACUGUUGAAUGGCAGGAAGAUUCCCACGAGACUCGAGUAGAGCCACUCUUAGGGAACUGCCUCUAUGUGGGAGGCAUCACCGGUCUGCCCAAUGCUUCUGUCGCUAUCAGUAACUGUGAUGGGCUGGCUGGCAUGAUCCGUACAGACAAGGACGAAUUCUUCAUUGAGCCUCUGGAGAAGGGAAUGUCAGAGGAGAAUGAUGGCAGGAUGCAUGUGGUCUAUCGCAGGCCCCCAUCUCCAAAGCUCUUUCUCAAUGACAGCAGGACCAUGUAUUCAGGGGCAGACCUGAGUGGCCUGGAUAACCUUAGCAGCAUGCUUGGCCUCAUUGAGGACCGAAUCAAUGGCUCAAAGAGACGAUCUCGAAGACAUGCCACUGAUGAUGACUACAACAUCGAGGUCCUCUUGGGUGUUGAUGACUCUGUGGUUCAGUUUCAUGGGAAAGAGCACGUCCAGAAGUACCUUCUCACCCUCAUGAACAUUGUUAAUGAAAUUUAUCAUGAUGAGUCAUUGGGAGCCCACAUCAAUGUCGUUCUGGUGAGGAUAAUCCUGUUGAGUUAUGGAAAGUCCAUGAGUCUCAUAGAGAUUGGGAACCCUUCCCAGAGUUUGGAGAACGUGUGUCAUUGGGCCUUUCUCCAACGGAAAUCAGAUACAGGCCAGGCGGAGUCCCAUGACCAUGCCAUCUUUCUCACCAGACAAGAUUUUGGCCCAUCAGGAAUGCAAGGCUAUGCCCCGGUCACUGGAAUGUGCCAUCCUGUCCGCAGCUGUACCCUGAACCAUGAAGAUGGAUUUUCCUCUGCCUUUGUGGUAGCCCAUGAGACCGGCCAUGUCUUAGGGAUGGAACAUGAUGGCCAGGGCAACAGAUGUGGUGAUGAGGUGAGGAUGGGCAGUAUCAUGGCUCCCCUGGUCCAGGCUGCCUUCCACCGUUUCCAUUGGUCCAGGUGCAGCCAACAGGAGCUGAAUCGCUAUCUCAACUCCUAUGAUUGCCUGCGGGAUGACCCCUUUGAGCAGGACUGGCCAGCUCUGCCCCAGCUGCCGGGAAUUCACUAUUCCAUGAACGAGCAGUGUCGUUUUGACUUCGGACUAGGCUAUAUGAUGUGCACGGCGUUCCGGACCUUUGAUCCUUGCAAGCAGCUAUGGUGUAGCCACCCUGACAACCCCUACUUCUGCAAAACGAAGAAAGGGCCACCACUGGAUGGGACCAUGUGUGCCCCAGGGAAGCACUGCUUUAAAGGCCAUUGUAUCUGGCUCACCCCAGAUAUCUUGAAACGAGAUGGAAAUUGGGGUGCAUGGAGUAAAUUUGGCUCCUGUUCGCGGACCUGUGGCACUGGUGUGAAAUUCAGAACCCGCCAAUGUGACAACCCCCACCCAGCCAAUGGUGGUCGUUCCUGUGUGGGACUCAGCUAUGAAUUCCAGCUAUGCAACACGCAGGAUUGCCCCAAUGCCCUGGAUGACUUCCGAGAGGAGCAGUGCCGCCAAUGGGAUCUCUACUUUGAACAUGGAAAUGCCCAGCACCACUGGCUUCCCCAUGAGCACAAGGAGGCCAAAGAAAGAUGCCACCUCUACUGCCAGUCACAAGAAACUGGAGAAGUGGUAUCCAUGAAGCGAAUGGUGCAUGAUGGGACUCAUUGCUCCUACAAGGAUCCCUACAGCCUUUGCGUACGUGGAGACUGUUUGAAAGUUGGCUGUGACCGGGUGAUUGGCUCUACCAAACAGGAAGACAAAUGCGGUGUGUGUGGAGGAGAUAACUCUCACUGCAAAGUAAUCAAAGGGACAUUCUCAAGAUUACCUAAGAAACAAGGUUACGUCAAGAUGUUUGAAAUCCCAGCUGGGGCAAGACACCUGCUCAUCCAAGAGACGGAUUCUACCCCUCACAACGUGGCCAUCAAGAGCCAAGAGACGGGGAAGUUUGUUUUGUAUGAGGAAAACUUGGUUCCUGAUUCCAAGCUCUUCAUUGACAUGGGUGUGGAAUGGGAGUAUCGGAAUGAUGAUGACCGAGAAACUGUCCAGACAAUGGGUCCUCUCUAUGGCGCCAUUACAGUACUGGUCAUUCCUCAUGGCAAUGCCAAGAUCUCUUUGACCUACAAGUACAUGAUCCAUGAAGAUUCCCUGAAUGUUGACAAUAACAAUGUUGUAGAAGAUUCUGUGAGCCAUGAGUGGGCCCUGAAGAAAUGGACUCAGUGUUCCAAGCCCUGCGGAGGAGGUUUCCAGCUUACCAGAUAUGGCUGUCGAAGGAAACUGGACCACAAGAUGGUACAUCGGAGUAAUUGUGACUCCAUUGAAAAGCCUAAAGCAAUUCGCAGAGCAUGCAACCUUCAGGAGUGUUCUCAGCCUGUGUGGGUCACUGGAGAAUGGGAGCCAUGCAGCAAAAGCUGUGGAAAAACUGGUUACCAGAUCCGCUCAGUCCGCUGCGUCCAGCCCCUGCACGACAACACCAAUCGCUCUGUCCAUACCAAGCACUGCAAUGAGGCCCGACCAGAAGGCAGGCGGGCUUGUAACCGGGACCUCUGCCCUGGACAGUGGAGAAUUGGGCCCUGGUCUCAGUGUUCAGUGAGCUGUGGGAAUGGCACUCAAGAGCGACAGGUCCUGUGCCGGACUCAAGAUGGAACCAUUGGCUCCUGUCGGGAGGAACGGCCUGAGACAGCAAGGACAUGCAGACUCUCCAUAUGUCCCCGAAACAUCUCAGAUCCUUCCAAGAAGAGUUACCUCAUCCAGUGGCUGUCUCGUCCAGAUCCAGACUAUCCAAUCCAGAAAAUCUCGUCAAAGGGACACUGUCCAGGAGACAAGUCAAUGUUCUGCCGGAUGGAAGUCCUGUCUCGAUACUGCUCCAUCCCAGGAUACAACCAGCUAUGCUGUAAGUCCUGUAGUCUCUAUAGUAACAUCACCAAAGAUAAUGGGACCGAGCCAACCUCUGGAAGAAACAAUGACAUUGAGGCACUGCUCCCUACGCUUCCAACCCCUCCAGAGGUACAGCCAUCUCUGGCACAGCCCCCAGCGACUCCCACCAGUGCCAUGGGUCCCAAUAUCACAGAAGAGGAACAUCCAGAAAUCAAUGCUGUGGACAUGCCCUAUAAAGUUCAAGGCCCAGACAAUGAAGUCCAGCAGCCCAACCUCAUCCCACAUAGAAGGACCCCAUACGAAAGGACCAAGAACCAGAGGAUCCAAGAGCUCAUUGCUGCGAAAUGGAGGAGAGAGAUGCUCGGAAGGUUCUAAUAAAUCAGAAAGAUGCCAUCGGUAGCAUAUUUUUUCCUCUUGGAGAGAUAUAACUGACAGCAUAGAUAUGCCCAUCCUAGAAAUGAGGGAGGAGUGGUGCUAUAGCAGAAAUGCCCAAUUCUAAAAGACUGAAAGAGAGAUGGUGUCAGAGGGGCAAUGAAGCAAUGACCAGGUUGGUUUCCAUGAUAGUGGGGAAUGUGGAGUCAGAGAAACCUCCCAGUUAGUUAUCUGACAUUCCUUCUAGCAGAGCACACAGAACCUGGGGACACCCUUGGGAGGCUGCUAUUUAAACAUGGCAUUCACCAACCUUUAGCAGAAUGGAUAGACAACCAAGAGAAAAUAGAGAAGGUUCUUGGAAAGAAUCCCAGGCCACAAAAAUUCCACUACAAAGAUGGCAGAGUUGUCCUGGGGCCCAAUAACAUUCUCUUAGUUCUUGAUCUCAGGAUUAGUCAGCCCAUGAAAUGCUCACCAAAUUUUAUUUUCCUUUGGGUUUCACCUUGGGAGAAGUAGAGACACGUUUGAGAGCCAAUGAGGGAUCAUUUGGGCCUUAUAUUUAGAGAAGGAAGAGGUCUUGGAAAUUAUCUAGUCCAACUCUUACAAUUUAUAGAUGAGGAAACUGAGCACCAUAGCGGAUAAGUGACUUGUCUAAGACCACACAACUUGGAAGCACUAUAGACAAGAUUUAAAGUCAAACCCUGUGACUCCAAACUAGAUCAUCUCUAACUGGAAACUGGGAAAUUUCUUUUAAACACACACACACACGUUCAAAGGUUAAUAGAGGAAAAAGCAUGUUCCCCUCUCAUACUUCCCUUACCAACCUCCCUACAGUGAUGACCCCUUCCUGUUAUCAGCCUCCAACCCAAACAGAGCUAGCAAAAGGAGGAGGAGGUGGAAAGACCUUUUACCUGGUAUUCCAGGCUAAGAUCUCUCCAUAAAUCUCUGCCAAAUAUCCAAGACUAUGGUUCACUUCAUGGACUGCCAAUAGUAAUAUAGAAGCAGAAGUAGAAAAAAUUACUUUUGGUAAGAGUUCCAAUGGAUAUCCAUGCUAAACAGCACUGGUCUGAUUGGGGCACUUUGGGCUAGGCAGGAGCAGAGGACUUUGCCCAGGAUGUCACAGAAUGUUAGAGUAAAGGUCAAGAGCUUAGAGGUCAAGUCCAAUCACAAAGUUUUUUUUUUUAUAUAUACAUGAGGAAAUGGAGGGCCAGAGUGGAAGGGACUUGCCAGAGGUCAUUCAGCUAGCUAGUGGCAGAGUCAGGACUAAAAUUCUGGUUUCCUCAAAUUGCCAUUUCAGUACAUUAUUGCCUAUACAUCACACCAUCUUCUGCUAUUUGGGGUUUACCCUCUGGAACAGUAAAACAAAGGCAAAUGGAGGUCCUGUAUUUUGCUAGCCUCAAGAAUCCUUCAAGAUUUGUUUUUAUAGGAGAUCAAGGUAUCCUAACUUUCCUUGUCAGGGUAUCCAAAGAAAUGGUUCCAAAGAUGCUGGGAGGAGGGUAUCAGCACCACUCCAAAUCUAGUACCCACCCCUAAAUGAAAUCCUAUCAAGGUUCCCUCCAUUGGAAGAGUCCUUUAGUGCUCCAUAGGUAUCCAUAGAAUAAUUAUUUGCCCUCCCCUCCCCCAAAGUUUGGUGAUCCAGCUUUUCUGUCAAUGGGGAAGAAUAAGCUUGGUGGGUCUCUUUAUAUUUUUCUAGAUUCUUUGUUGGAGAUUAUGACUAGACAUAGAAAUAUAAACUCAACAGUUUACAAAUCAAUGGUGCUUUAGCAACAGAAAAACAUGUGCCAAGACCUUUAUCUUCCAGCAAUGGUGGGAACUAGGAACUGCCCUUUCAGUCAAGGACAUCCUUCUCACACCAAGCUUUUUACUCAGGAGAGGCUGGGACAUUCAUUUAUCCUGAGUAUGUGAUCCAUGCCUGCCCAAGGUAACCCUUGAUGUCAGGUCCAUUUUAUUAGUUCCUGCUCCCUGCCUUCCAGUGCCCAUGAUGGGGGCAUAACCAAAGGUGCUCUGAUAGCUUCCCCAGUCUUUCAACAUUCCAUAUAAUGGUAGCUCUGGGACCCAGACCUAUGGGUUCCCUGGAAGGGAAGACCUUAAGAUUGUCAUAACAAUUAUAGAUUAACUGAGAUACUCAUUUCUCUUACUGUAAAGGUAGGUGGCAAAGCUCUGGAGAGAAGAGAUUGAAAUACUAAGGAUGAAAAGAAAAAAUGGAAGCAUUUCUUGGCAUUGAUACAAAGAGCUUAUUGUUUAAAUAGAAGGAAAAAUAGUUAUAGAAUAUGGCCCCUCCUAUAGAGAGACCAUAUUUAUUCUUCCUCUUCAUUGUGUGGUGAAGAUAGUGAACAGUGAACCAACCAUUGCAUUGAUUUUGCCCUGCUGCAGAUUCCAGAUAAGCCAGUUUGGUUGGCAUCAUUGGGAACAAGGCUCUUUUCCAUUGUCCUUUAAUUUUGUCAUAUGGAACUCACUUCUGUAAAGUGGGUUCCAGAUCUGUUCAUUUAGCUUUCAGUCACUAUGGAUCUUUAGGGUCAGAGAGAUCCUUUCAAAGCUCCAAUUUAUUGCAAUGAGAUUAUUUUUUAAAUGAAACUUAAUCCACCCCCAACCCUGCAGAAUCAUUUUCUUGCUUGACACUGACUAUUUUGAAGUGAACUUAGUAUCUGCACGUUCCCACAGUCACUUCCAAGAAAAUGAGGGACAGGGCUUGGGGUUUCAGAAGAGUCACUCUUCUUCAUCCAAGAAUAUCACCAAAUGGAGCCAUGUCAGUUUCCUUCAGUCUAAGCUGAAUCUAGCUCUGCCCAAUCUUCCUGCUUUUGGCAAAAGGAAUCAAAGACUCUAAGACCCAGAUACCUGGGGAAUAGUACACAGCAAAAAGAAGUCUUUCUGGUCAUGGACUACUUCCUAUGCUGUCUGUCAAAGAGAAAACAAACUCAGAUUUUCAGGAAACCCCACAAGAUGGCCCCUGCUAUCUGGCAGGUAAAAGUAUGAUCCCUAUUUUACUAAUGGGGCAAUAAUAAAUUAAGUCCACUUUUACAUGAAUUCUUAUAUUCUCUCUCUCUAGGAAGUAAGUAGUAUGAUUGUUGUUCUCCCUAUUUUACUAGUUGGGAGAGUGGGCCCCAGAAAGGAGACGUGGUUUGUCCAAAGUCACAUGUCUAGACUUCAGCAGAGUCAGGGUUCAAAUCUAGAUUCCCUAACACCAUUUCUAGCACUCUUUCUACUCUAGCUCCUGUCUGAGGCCAAGGGCAUCCAAAAGGCCAGUUAGGGCCUAUUGUGAGGAACAAAGUGCAAGCUUAGGGGACUCUACUAACAAAAUGGGCAGCUGGUCAAUGGUAGGCUAUUUCCCUACUAGCAUCUCUCCCUGAUUUGAGACCUUUUGCUUUGCAUGUGCUCCCAAGCAUGACCACUGUGACCUCACUGUGACCACUGUGAGUGCUGGUCACAUCCAAGAGUGCUGGAACAAUAGCCAACCCAUUUUCUCAGAUCAGAGAAAGUAGAGACUAUGCAUUUGAGUGAGGAAAGAUGUAUUCCUUAGAAAGAGAGCAAUGAAAAUGGGACAAGAAAUCUAGGAAUCUAACUGACAUAUUAGAGAUGGCUAAAGGUAUUUAGGAGUCAUGAAAUUACUAUUUAGGGUAAAAGGAAGGAUUUCUUUAAAAGAAAAAAAGAAUUCUAGUGAUAGGAAAGCACUUUCUAUUGUAUUUUUCUAUUUUAAAAGUAGUAUUUACAGUCUUUAACUCUAAAUAUUUCCAAAAAUAUGUUUCCCAUCUCAGUGCCAUUUAUUUUUGAUGCCUUGAACAGGAAGGUAUUUGUAAAAUCAAAAGGCAAAAGGGAUAACUUCUAGGCCCUUCACUCCCAACUCAUCUGGGAUCUCGUGUCCAUUGUGGGAGGGUAUACCAACUGAAGUGAGUUAAUUGGAUGCCUCUAUAGUCAAAAGUAGCCUGCAAGUGUUGAGCUCUUGUCUAGUUGUAUUACCCACAAGGAUGCUGUGGGGUAGGUGUUUGCCUAGUUGGGAAAGCCAAGUCUUUACAGUUCUACUCCAUAAAUGACAUCCCAAAGCAUUGGACCUUGGGAAAGGUCCUAUUGAGAUGAGGCUUAGAGACCUGGUCUCUAAGAGGCCUUUAUUCUUCUUGCUGAGCAACAACCUCCCCUCCCCACAAUGGACAAGACUGAACAAGCAAGCUUUGCAGUCAGUCUAAAAAAAAUAGUGAAGACGCUCUGAUGAACUCUGGCUUCAGAUCUAGGCCUUGGUGUCGGCAGGAUAGCAUGGGAAGGUGCUAGAGAUCAGGAGGAGAUGGGCCAGCGCUGGGGACCAGGAAGACUGGUGUAUAUAACCAUUGUCUACCCCUCACAGCAGGCUGGGGGGGAGGAACCGUCUGGGAACUCACAUCCUAGUUCUUCCAUGACUGUCUUGGAACUGCAGCCGAGUCGUGAAGAUCCCAGGCUUCAGCCCCAGAAAUCCAGAAGAAUCCUGAUGCAGCGUAUUGAGAGAGUACCUGGCUGGACAGGUGGCCCGAAAGGCUAGAUUCACUCUCUGGCUGAGAACCUUAGGACCAAUCGGGCACAGACUGACUCUCACAAGUGUUUGGGCUUCUUGACGUUGGCCACUACAGCUGAAAGAGUUACCGCUGCCUGUCAGGGGGUUUCGUCUGCCUCCAGUUGGUGCUCCUUUGCAGGUGAAUGAGCUGAGGUCCACUCUUCUUCCUCAACAAGGUUUAGGUUUCUAGGGUCUGACAGUUUGCACAUACAAUACAAAUGGUGCUCCCCCAAUAAGGCUUGCAGGGGGUCCAGGGACUGAAUCAUGUCAUACAUUUAUUAUUUACUCACAUUUGACGCACAGCCUUUGCCCAUUUGGGCAGAAUCCUUGUUCUGCAGGACAAGGGAUUAUGGUACCCAUGGCUUACAGGUAACUGCCACCAAUACCCAUUCUCAGUAGCAUAACAUGUAUAUACAGAGUUGAUCCUUUAAAUUUUAUAAUUUAUUAAAGUUCAAAUGUCUGUGUUUUUGCAAACA